This is a messenger RNA of Papilio polytes (common Mormon), 1046 nucleotides long. RefSeq lists its product as uncharacterized. The transcript has 3 exons. The record is from RefSeq and is a predicted model, not a curated record. The coding region runs from base 24 to 1046 and encodes 340 amino acids. Lineage: Eukaryota; Metazoa; Arthropoda; Insecta; Lepidoptera; Papilionidae.
UGUAAAGAGACAACAACUUUAAAAUGUUAUUAUUCGUAUUUCUACCGCUCUUAGUGGCUACAGAAUGGGUCGAAAUAACACAGAACUAUCGGAAAGAAUACAAACCAACGCGACAUGAUACCAACAGCAAAAAUAUUUACAGCAAUAAUUCAAUUCUAGAGCAUCAAUGGAGUAAAGGAUAUGUACAUAGAAUUAAUAAUCCGAGCAUCAAAAGAAUACAAACUAAUGAACGAAAAAGUUCAAAUAUAGAAAGAUAUCCAUAUAAAGAUUUCAUUUCUACAGAAGAAUCGGAACACAAUUCUCAAAUCAGGAAUCUGGAAAUAUUCCAUGAUAAUGCUUAUCAAGUGUCUAUAUUAAAUCAACGUACAACAAAUGGAAACAAACACGAAAGUUCAAAAGUAUCGGAGACGAAGACAAUCAAUACUAAAAUAAGACCUGAUACAAAUGAAAAAGACAACAAGCAAAGUGUAGAAAAUACAAAAGUGUUUCAAAAUAAUAUUGAAAAAGGAAAUGUUGGCAAUAAUGAAGAAAGUUUUUUUAAUACUGAAACUACACCAUGUCCAGAUGUAGUUACCAAUUUCGAACGAAACGAUGUUAAAAAUAAAAGCAACAAACAAAACCACACCUUAAAUCGAGAGGAGAAAAUUAAAACAAAAACGAGUGCAAUGGAAACGCUUGUUAAAUUUCUUAAAGUGGUUUCGCAAACUAUAAAACUCGGCACACGAAGAACAUUUAAAAGUAAAUUAAGAUAUUUAGAAGAUCUGAGAGACUCUUUAUUAGCGGAUAUAGACACUCGCAUUGAAUCCGCAUUUCCUGAUGAUGAUGAACGCCGGCAGCGUAGAGCCGCGGGGGUGUCUCGAGGUCAUGUUGAGUUCCCCUCCUCUGAGAGCGCUCUCAUGACUAUUUCUUUCCUGACCUUUGCUGUCUUUCUCAUCAAACUGGUCUUGCAAGUAAUCCACACAUACAAGGCUAAAACGAUGAUGGUGACACCUGCGGUCGUAGCAACAGUUGGGCGAGCGGUCUUCAAAAAAUCAACACACAAUUAA